Dreissena polymorpha is the source of this 760-nucleotide messenger RNA. Its product is annotated as cyclic nucleotide-gated cation channel beta-3-like. The record is from RefSeq and is a predicted model, not a curated record. Gene Ontology annotation, molecular function: DNA binding. Lineage: Eukaryota; Metazoa; Mollusca; Bivalvia; Myida; Dreissenidae. Gene Ontology annotation, cellular component: cytoplasm; nucleus. The transcript has 6 exons. The coding region runs from base 29 to 742 and encodes 237 amino acids.
UCCCUUAUUACUAAAUUUGCCAAAUAAUAUGGACGAUAACGACAGCGACGACAAUUCUACCGAGUAUGAAAAUAUGCCUUCUCACCUCAUAGUGCAAAAACAGCUUCAAGAUUUGGUGUCCAUACAGAAGGCCAGAGUCGCACGCUUGCAAGAAAGUGUGAACUUGCAAAAUGAGACUUUAAAGGGUAACUUUGUACCGAGGGAACAAUACGAUACAGAGUUGUCCUCACUUCAGGAAAGUUUGAGAAGUGAUUAUGUACCCAGGGAUCAAUAUGACUCAGCAGUUAGACAGUUGGAGGAUGAGAAGGUGGAGCAUGCAGCUACUCAUGUUCGUCUGCAGGAGGCCCUGGGUAAGCUGGAGCAGGCAGUGGCCGAGGUAAACAAUCUGCAGGAACAGCUGCUGCAGCAGAAGGCACACUACGAGAAACAAAGUGGAUCAUUGAAGAGCAAGACCAUGCAAGAGACUGCCAAGACAAUGAAGCUUCAGUCCAAGUGUUCUGAGAUGGCACGUCACUGUGAACAGCAGGAGGCAGUGUUGAGUGCCAAGGACAGCGAGAUCGCAGGCCUGGAGCGCAGGCUGAAGGAACAGGAGCUCUUGUACCGCAAGGAGGUCAGCGAGUCUGACAUUGAGAAGAAGCAGCAGCGCUACAUCGCCACUGUGCUGGCAGAGGAGGAGCGAAAGAAGUCACGGACUGGCACCACCUCACACCUGGCUGUGCCAAAGACCAAGCCCAAAAGAUGAGGCAGGGGAUCUGUAAUG